This is a messenger RNA of Grammomys surdaster, 1046 nucleotides long. RefSeq names its product SLP adaptor and CSK interacting membrane protein (gene Scimp). NCBI's taxonomy places the organism in Eukaryota, Metazoa, Chordata, Mammalia, Rodentia, Muridae. Bases 125 to 580 code for a protein of 151 amino acids. The record is from RefSeq and is a predicted model, not a curated record. Gene Ontology annotation, cellular component: membrane; immunological synapse; tetraspanin-enriched microdomain. The transcript has 5 exons.
GGGUGAGUGAGGGUAUGUGGGCGAUCAAGCCUCUCCCUAGUUGUGCUUAAGUUGUGCCCUCAGUCCACAGCUGUCUCCCCAGCUGCUUUCAGCAAACACCCUGGCAGUCUAGGCUUCCACAGCAAUGAAUUGGUGGAGGAACAAUUUUUGGAUCAUCUUAGCUGUGGCCAUCAUCUUCAUCUCCUUGGUCCUAGGUCUCAUCCUGUAUUGUGUCUGCAGGUGGCAGCUUAGACAAGGCAGGAACUGGGAAAUUGCCAAACCUUCGAAACAGGAUGGAAGAGAUGAAGAAAAGAUGUAUGAGAAUGUUCUUAACCCUUCAUCAGGUCAGUUACCUCCACUGCCACCCAGGGAUUCACCUUUUCCAGGAGACCUAGCCCCACAGGAAGCUCCAAGACAACCAUCAGCUUGGUAUUCAUCAGUGAAGAAAGUUAGAAACAAGAAGGUCUUUGCUAUCUCAGGCUCCACGGAGCCAGAAAAUGAUUACGAUGAUGUUGAGAUUCCGGCAACCACUGAAAUCCAGCACUCUAAAACAACCAUACCUUUUUGGCAAGCUGAAACAGGCUUACAUAGCUCAUUUUAGAAUAAUCUAGAAUGGCUGGAUUGUAACACAAGUACUUCCUAAUCCCUAGAGGAAGCCGCCUCAGCCAUGUGAAAGCCACAGCAGAGGACAGGGCAGCUUGAUGUUCCCGAGGCCCAGGUGAUGCUCCAGAUGUUCCUGAUGCUCCAGAUGUUCCUGUUGCUCCAGAUGUUCCUGUUGUUCCAAAUAUGUCUGUUGCUCCAGAUCCUCCUGAUGUUUCUGACAGUGCAGAAGCUCUGCCCUGAGACUCUGAGGGUGUGGCCUUGACACCUCUAUGGAGGAAGUUUCCUCAGCGCAGGCCACUGGGCCUGUGAGAAUCGACUCAUUUCUCAACAUUCCCCUUUGUUCCCUUGGUGACCAUGGCUGUGGGACAGUAACUCUCAACCUUCCUAAUGCUGGGAUCCUUCAAUACAGUUCCUUCGGCUGUGGUGAUCCCCAACCAUAAAAUUAUUUUGUUGCUACUUCAUAA